AUGUCACUACCGUUCAAACUACUCCACCUCCCUACAGUGGCUCUUCGAAAUGUGCUACAAUUCCUGAGAAUUGAAUUAUUCGAACUGUCCCAAUGCUCCCAAAGAGCCUUCUCCGUUAUCCCCCUAUCCGGUAGCAAAAAGUUCAAGCUUCGCAUAAACGAGCCUAGCUCCAUCAGGGUCAAUGGUCACUCUGUUAGUAUUUAUAACAAUAGCUCCCAAUCGGAAUAUGUUUUGCAUGGAACCCAUACUUUUAUGGAGUCUACUGUAAAGACUUACCACCACUCAGAGCAAGAACUCUGCAGUUUCUGGGAUAAUUGGUGUAUCGGAUUAAAAGCCGUUCUUUUUUAUCUCUCAAAAGUUUUCAACUGCGCGAUUGAAUGUGCAAGAUUUUCGGAUAGAAUUCCUGCAGCAACCUACAUGUCAAUUAUGAAUUUCAUAUGUAGCCGUCAGUCUGAGAUCAAAGAACUCACUAUUUGGGGAGAUGAUCUGACUGAUGAACAUGUGACUGAGAUAUUUGAUAAACUGAAAGUCACUGAUCAUCUAGAGAUAAAUCAUCAGUAUUCUGUGCCUCGAUCGAUUCCAUUCAACACAAAAUCCAUUUUCAUCAGGAACUCCUCUUGGAUCACAAUAGAACACUUGAAUUUAAUGAAGAAUUGCACAGUAAUUCAAUUAAAACGGUCAACAUUAAUAGAUCAUGAUAUAACAUUGCUUUUAAACGACUGGAAAUCUGGACAGUUUCCAAAUCCUCAAUAUUUAUCCAUCGAAAGUAGCUCUUUUAGCGAAAACUUUACGGCAUUCGGACUGCCUUCACUUCAGAAUACUGUCAAUCCACAACUUUAUGAAAAAACGUAA
Caenorhabditis remanei is the source of this 852-nucleotide messenger RNA. RefSeq lists its product as uncharacterized. The record is from RefSeq and is a predicted model, not a curated record. The coding region runs from base 1 to 852 and encodes 283 amino acids. NCBI's taxonomy places the organism in Eukaryota, Metazoa, Nematoda, Chromadorea, Rhabditida, Rhabditidae. Gene Ontology annotation, biological process: embryo development. The transcript is spliced from 2 exons.